AUAAGAGUUGUACUGGGGCUCGCACCCAGCUCGUGUGGCCUCUGCGGAUAUACUGCUGCUAACGUCUUGCGCCAGGCUGCCCCCUGCCUGUACGUGCCCGCUCUCACCUGGCCGGGUAAGCCGCUGCAGCAGCGCCGGAGAUCUGCGCCUACUACGAUGUGCGCUGCUCCCCGGCCGUGCGCUGGUGUGUGACUGGCAGAGACUAGCGUUGCGCUGGAGACCACGCAGCUACCACACAGUCUACCCUGGCAGCCCCCAGGCCGGUGCCCGCCGCACUUGUGUCACGGGGACACUAACAAACAUUAGUGCAUUCUUCAGCGUGUGGAGCCUGCCCCCACACCCGUAACCUGCCAAACCACGGCCUUUACCUGUGUCUUCCGGUGUUUCCCGUGCGAUCCUUCCUGCGGGAGCGCCUCGUGGGCCACUCCAGAGUUUACUCAGCGGUCAGUGGCUCCAAUGGUGAAAAUGACAAGGUCAAAAACGUUUCAGGCCUACCUGCCAUCAUGUCACAGAACAUACAGCUGCAUCCAUUGCAGAGCUCACCUGGCAAACCAUGAUGAGCUCAUUUCAAAGUCAUUUCAAGGAAGUCAAGGUCGAGCUUAUCUAUUCAAUUCUGUUGUUAAUGUAGGUUGUGGGCCUGCAGAAGAGCGCGUGUUACUUACAGGACUCCAUGCGGUAGCAGACAUUUACUGUGAAAAUUGCAAAACAACAUUGGGCUGGAAAUAUGAACAUGCUUUUGAAAGCAGCCAGAAGUACAAAGAAGGAAAAUACAUAAUUGAAUUAGCUCACAUGAUCAAGGAUAAUGGCUGGGAUUGAAAGAUGAGAAAGCAGCAAAGAACAUCCAACUGACCGUGUUAUCCUUGGAAUGAGCGAGUAACUGAGUGCUUGGUUUCAUAUGAUUCAGAGGCUGUGCCGCAUGGAGCAUCCUCUCACCCUUAAUCCAUCAUUCUUGGUGAAUGGCCUCUAAAUUUCUGACACUCUGUCUCUUUGCUUUGUAUCCCUUUUGUGAGUUGCCCUUGGCCUCAUGCUCUUUUGUAGAGUUGGCUAAAGAAAAGCAUCAGGAGCCUCAUAGCCCAGUCACUUCUUUUACUGUUAGAGUUGAUUUAAAGCUGUGUGUAACGAGUGUAAAGAAAGUGGCACACUUGGGGCCCGUGUUGUAGAGCAGGAAGGCGGUGUCGUAAACGAAUACAUGGAGGAACAUAUGAUGAUGUCCUGUAAUUUUAAGGUUUGAAAUGUUUCCUUCCAGAGAAAUACCUCACUGCUUCUUUUUGGAGAAUGUCUGGGAUUAACCUGAGCAAAGUAGUUUAACAGUUUAUACCGAUAACAAACCAAAUAAUGAUGAUGAUGAUGAUGAUGAUAGAAGUGAUGAAGCUGGACCAUCCUCUAUUUAGCCAUGAUGUGCUACUUGGAACUUCUUUUCCCAAAAACCACUUGAUAUGUUAAAAUGAUGGUAGUCAUGACAUUCAUGGUUAUUCGUCCCUUAACACGUCUGCCUAAAGAAACAGGAUUUUGUCAGGAAUAAUAUUAUACCCAUAUUAUACUAUUGGUUCCCAUAAAAUGGUUCACAUCAUGGCAAAUGUACAGACCUUUUAAAAGUCCUGGUUACAUUUGUAUAUGCCGGCACUUUCGCUGCAAGCUGAGCCAGAGCCCUGGAUAUAUUAUACCAUAGGUGUUCAGCAUGAAUUGAUGACUAACCACAGUGGCAGCACUUCUUACAUGUGUAGCUAUGAGUAAGACCGGAGGACACAUAGUGACAGGAAUAGAUGUAAUCUGUUAUGGUAGGGUGAAACAAGAUGAGGUUUGGUGCCAUUGCUUUAUUAAAGUAUUAAUGGGGAUAUCUGAACAAUAUGAGGAAACAAUACUAUGCACCUUUAUAAAUUGAGAGUAAUUUACAACAUAGGGCAAAAGGAAUCCUUAUAAUAAAAAAAUUAAAAAUCCCCAAAAGCCAAAUAUAGGAUGGGUAAUUAUGUUUGUUUUAUGCUCUGCAGCAUUUUCAGAAUUGCUUGUCCUGAUCAGACAUAUCAACUUCAGUAAUUUUUUUUUUUUUUUUGCCAAAGUGUUUGAUAUGAGAUUGAGUUAUGCCAGAAAGGAACUCCUGUAGGGACUAGGGAGACAUUUUUUUGGGGGAGGUGAGAUCAGUGUCUAUAACAAUGAUUGCUACCAGUAGGAAAGGUUGAGGAAAGCACGCAGUGUUAGGACAAGCAGUGCUGUGUAUAAAUGCUGCCUUCACGUUUCCCAUUCACAUGUUUAUUUUGAUAUAUAGCUUUGGGGGUGGGUCAUAUUAAACUGUCCUUACAGUAUUUUGCUGAUGGCAAUUUCAUUGUACAUCCCCAAAUAGAAAUCCUUUAGGACAGUUGUCCCUGGUCCCAUUUAAAAUAAUGUCUAGUAAUAUAUUUGGGUUUUUUUUAAACCUUGUGAUUGCAGGUUAAUUUUUUUUAUAUUUCAGAUAGAUGUACAUCAAAAUAGGAAGCACAUUUCAAAGACAAACCAAAGCAUUCGUAUUUCAUUUUGCUAAAGCUUUGGCAUCCGUGUAACAGGAACUCAUUAAGAAAGUGCUUUUCAUUGCUUGCUUCCUUAUGUAGCAUAGCAUUUACAUCUUUACCCCUUUACUGGAGAUACAUUAGUACAGAAUGUAUACAUUUCAUUGUUUGAUGCGUUUCCAGCUUUAAUUUAAUCUCAUAUUUCCAUAUCCCAGUAAAAUGUGCUACUUAUUCCAUCUCUGCUCAUUGCAUGAAAUCUGUGCAUAAAAAUACUUCACCUAUCUAUCAAAUGACACAUGACGUCUGACAAAUCAUUACAAUACUCAGGUCUUUCCCAUUCUAAGUGAACACCUUGCACAUAAAAAUACCCCGCUUACUUGCAUUCAUUGACAUUAAUUGCAGACCAUUUUGUAUUAUAUGGCAUGUUGGACAGUUUGCAUGUCUUGACAAAUCACAAAUGCAUUUAGACAAUUUAAAUUAAUUUCAGUAGUCUGAGGCUAAUUAUACUAAUAACUGAAUAUCAGAACAUAUAACCCAAAACUUUCUCAGCCUAUUGUCCCUACACAUUUUGGUCUACGUAGAAGUUGUGACAUUUGCAAUAUGUGUUAUGGUUACAAGUAGUUUCUGGGAAUGCCAAAGUGGUUGCUUGGAACUUGGUUGAGGGGACGGUUUACUGGAAGAUCAUUCUCCUCUGUUUAAAAUGCUUUGUGCAUUGUCAGAAAGAUUGUCACUUUGGGGAUGUGAUAAUAGUCCAAAAAACAAAGAUCAGAAAAUCUAAAAUAUAGAGAAUAUAUUUCACUUGACGUAUAUGCAGUGUGAAUUCCGUAUUAAAUGUUAGUUAUAAAUGUAAGCGCAAACAUGUAUACGUCAUUUUCAUUUUACUUGUAACUAAAACACAAAUGCAUGCCUACAUACGAUGCACAUUUUUUGAGCCAUAUGUGCUAAACAUGCUAUGUACUACAUACAUAGUUUCAUCACUGUUUCAUGGUGAGAGGAUAAUGUACAUUAAUAUUUCUGGUUUAAAAACAAACAAACAAUACUUCUGUUCUAGUGUCACCAUCCUAUUCCUCCUCAGCAAAAAUGCAAUCUAAUAUAAUAACUGAGACAAAACAAUGCCAGCCAUGUGGCCUACCUACAAUGGCUACUACCACUUAGUCAUAUAACCCAUCAUUCCAUAUGAAUAUUGGUUAUGUGAUGAGCCUAGUCAAUUCAUAUUUGUAUUCUCGUGAGUAUUGAUUGAGCCCAAAAUAUCUGCAUCCUCUGGACGAUGGCGGCUUAUGUUUAUAGUGACUGAGAAUUUAUCUCUCAAAUAUCUGAAAUUUAAGUAAAGAAGAAGAAUUCUUCAUUAACUCCUUUUAACAAAAUCUUUUAUUUAAGAAAACUUAUUGAAACUGAUCCUCUAUAUUUAGCUUCACUUGCAAUACAGCAGUGAUGAGCCGGAUGUACAUGUGCUAAGCUUAUGUGUGAAAGUCUCUAGAAAUCUAUGGAAUCCGCAUGAUCUCUUCUUUCAGAUGCAAACUGACCAGAGUUGCAUUACAGUACUUUGUAACAGUCUUAUAUGUCACACCCAUUCAUUUACCACAUAGAUCGUGUUUCCCAGAAAUCCAUUUCUAUCUAUUUGCCUUUCUAUCAUGAGAAUGGGUGCCUGUACUGCAUCAAACUCUGCUGGAAGCCUGCACAAUAGCAUAUCUCUAAUACUAAAUCUUGCCACAGUCACGCAGCUGUCUCAUCUUAGUUAUGACGACAUGUUAAUGAGUUCCUCCCAUUGGUUUUUAAAUCAAAAGUAGAAUUUACCAUCCGUUCCAGUUGACUUGGUUUUACAAACCCCUAAACCACAGUGAAUCCGUAUCAUAAGGACAUAAGGAGGGUCAGAUGUGUCACAUCAUACAGACAGCAACACCAUAGACAUUGCCACUGAUGUAGGGGUUUUUGUUAUAGCCUGCGAGAUGCAGACACCGGUGCAAUUUCAAAGUGGCAAUCAUUUAAAAAGCAAAACCAACUUGGUUUUGCCAUUUAAAUGAUUACCGAUUUAAGAAUUCAGACAGACUCAGGACUCACGCCCGUGACUGCAACUCGCAGUUUUUUGCAAACGCACUGUAGCCUUUUUUCUUAAUGGCUUCAGGCACUUACUUAACUUCAAAUAAUGUCUAAAAAUAAUUAAACAAUAGAGAGAGCGCAUAAAUAGUAUAAUACCAAUUUAUUAUUGGAUAAAACACUUAAAAUGCAAUAUGCUAAUCAUUUAAAAAAUAAAUGAAUGAAACCGCACAAAAGGAAACCACUGAACUGACAAUGAUAUAUACUUGUAUUCCCAAAUGAUUGUGGGAAAGGAGGCAAACGUUCUCAAUGCCACUGAGGAAAGAAAAUGUUCAAUGUCCCACCAAGCAGGUGAUGGCUAAUGAGCAGGACAAUAGAACCAUAGCAGGUCCACUUGAUCCUCUUAAAAGAUUUGUAACAUUUGUUGAGAUGAAGUUUAAAUUCAACUGAUUCCUCCCACAGCAAGUAGGUAGGCUACUACCCCCGCCGCAAUCCGACAGUGUGGUAGCUCACCGCUGCAGAUGUAGAGAGUGGUCCGCUUCCAGAGCUCCUGGGCAAUGCAGUGAUCACAGGUGCGGCGGUCAGAUGCGGACAAUGUCCCAGCAAGGGAGAGGGGGGGGAACCCACACCACGGCUGGAGCUGGUGACUGAAGGGGACAGUCAAAGUGCUGGAUAAAUAAUCCUACCUAAAUAUUAUUCAUCUCUAUACAGUCAUUAAGACCCCUGGGGAAUAAAGUACCCAAAGUGUAGAUCCAGAAAGCCUCCCGUUUACAUAAUAAAUUGAAUCUAUCCCCUCCUCUGGUGGUGGGCUUAAUAUGUUCUACACCCUGCACUUUUAUACAUUUAAUAUCCCCAUCAUGUUCCUGUAACACAUGCCUCACAAGACUGUGUUGACUGGUACCCCUGCGUAUGUUACCCCUAUGCUCUAAAAAUCGUAUGUGUAGCAUACGUGUGGUGCGACCCACGUAUUGUACACCACACAUACAACUGAUGACAUAGACAACAUAGCUGGUGCGGCAAUCAAUCACACUACAUAAAUCAAAAUGGGUCCGAAAUGUCGAUGAAUAUACCUUAGUACUUACUUAACUUACCUUGUGGCUUAUUCAAGCCUAACGUGUUCUAUUUGGCUGUGGAAAACUAGGUUUUAGUCAUAACUAAUUGUUUCCGUAAUUACAAAUUAUUCAUUUAAUUUCUAAUAUGAUGAUAUCACAGUGUUUGUGUUUGCAUUGUAAUGGUAUUGUAAUAUUGGACAUGACUAUAUUGCUAUUACCAUGCUAUACAGCACUGUGCUACGAAGAGCUAAGAUAACACUUGGUUGCAUGCUGAAAGUAUGAAGUUAAAAAUUGCAUCCAGUAGCGUAACAGUGUUUCUGAGUAGUAAUCAUCAAAUUUCUGCUACUGACUUUCACUUAUACUGUAAGAUGAGCAGUUGGUCAGUAGUUGUUCUAUGGAGGUCUGAUUGUAAUGCUUAAACUGUGAGCCUGUAAUAGUGAGCAUCCAUUGAAAAGCUAUAUAACUGAUACAGUACUUAAAGUGGCUUGAAGGAUAUUAGGUCUCUCAUUCAUUAUAAAGGGCUGUAGGUACUUAACUUCCUGCGUGAGACUUUCCAAGGUACCGAUCUCCUGUUUCCAUGUAUACCAGGAGUACUUGGCAUGUGUGUAGUAGUUCUACCAGUGGCGUGCGGUGAGGUCAGUGGCUGGUGAGGCACUACAGCCAUAAUGUCCACCGAAUCUGCCGAUGACCCCUACCGCCGCCGAGUAAAUGCCCGCUACUGACCCUGAGUCGAUGCCCUGUGCCACCGCCAAUGGCUUACAAACUCACCCACCAUCAACUGACCCAGCCCUCCGCCACUAAUUUGCAUCUCAGUCCGAUGCCGCCAAUGCCCGCUGCCUGCCUGCUCAUCAUACUUGUGAUAUAUUGUACAUUUUUAUAGGAAAAAAAAUUGUGUUUGGGACUGGGAAGGGAGUGGGAGGAGGACAUGAAUGCAAUUUUGUUGUCAUGGGCUUCCAUUAACUUAAUGGAAAAGGGUCUGAAUGGGUUAAAAAAAAAUGCGUGAGGUCCCCCCUCCUAAGUGUAACCAGCCUCGGGCUCUUUGAGCCGGUCCUGGUUGUUUAAAUACUGGGGAAAAAUUGGACAGGGGAUCCCCCGUAUUUAGACAACCAGCACCGGGCUCUUAGUCCGGUCCUGGUUCCAAAAAAUACGGGGGGACAAAAGACGUAGGGGUCCCCCGUAUUUUUUAAACCAGCACCGGGCUCCACUAGCCAGGGACAUAAUGCCACAGCCGGGGGACACAUUUAUGUAGGUCCCUGCGGCCGUGGCAUUACCCCCCCCAACUAGUCACCACUGGCCGGGGUUCCCUGGAGGUGUGGGGACCCCUUAAAUGAAGGGGUCCCCCCCUCCAGGCACCCAAGGGCCAGGGGUGAAGCCCGAGGCUGUCCCCAGCACCCCUAGGCGGUGGGUGCCAGGCUGAUAGCCAUAAGAGUGUAAAAAAAAGAGUAUUGUUUUUUGUUGUGGAACUACAAGGCCCAGCAAGCCUCCCCCGCUUGCUGGUACUUGGAGAACCUCAAGUACCAGCAUGCGGGGAAAUAACAGGCCCGCUGGUACCUGUAGAUCUACAACAACAAAAAAUACCCAAAUAAAAACACAACUCGCACACCGUGACAGUAAAAGCUUAUUAAAAACACACUUGCACACUCACACAUACUUACCUACAUCCCACGCCGGUCACGUCCACUUGUCCAGUAGAAUCCAAUAGGUGGUUCCUGUAAAAAUAAGAGAGAGAUUACUUACCUACAUCCCACGCCGGUCACGUCCACUUGUCCAGUAGAAUCCAAUAGGAACCAGGCACCUGGAACAAGAAUAGAAAUAAAUACUUACAGGAGAGAGAUAGAGAGAGAGGUGUCCCGGCCUCACUCUCACUCACAGACAGCUCCCGGCCCGUUGCUUAGCAACGGGACGCGCCUGGCAACACAAGUCACAGUGCCGCAGGCAGGAAGGAGCCGGCAGCGGCUGGAGGCGGAGGGCCAGGAGGAGAGGUGAGCACUACGGGGACAAGACAACACAAACAUAGAAACAUAGAACUCACCCCUCACUCCUGCUUCAGGCCCGUCGCUCCAACGCCAGUCACAGCCGCCGGGUCCCGCCGCCUCUUCCCCCUCCAGCGUCGUGUUGGUGAUUGGACAGCAGAUCCAGCACUGGAUCCGCUGCCCAAUCACAGGUGCCUCGCUGACAUGGAAGUGGUGUCCCUGUCAGCGAGGCACUUGUUUCAGUGCCGCUUUCCUGCUCUGUUUCAAUGGGCUUUUACAGCCCAGUGUUUGGCCCCGCCCCCCGCUCUGCCCCGUUCCCAUUAUCCACGGGAGGCACUGCUAUCAGUGCCUCCCAAAGUCAUUUAAACGCAUCAAAUUAUUAGAAUUAAAUAAAGAAGAUACUUAUGACAUAGACUAUGUGUCAUAAGUAUCUUCUUUGUAUGAUUUUAAUAAUUAAUCACAGGGGAGGCACUGCCUCCCCUGACUGCACGUCCCUGAGUUCUACAUAUAUGAAAGAACAAUGAUACCCACUCUCCUCUGGUUUUACUAUUGUCCUGAGGCUCUAACUUCGCACUAGCAUUGGCGCAGUGCAUUCACCAUCUUGUAUAGGUAGUGUAAAUGUGUAAAAGAAAGGCUGAAUGUCGUGUCUAGUUCUUAUAAGAUUAAAUUAGUAAUUUUAUUUUCCCAUAGAACUUCUUGAGUUUUACGAGAUAUGCUGCAUGUGCCACAUUCAGAGCUUAAGGGAGUGAUACCUGUACUAAGACUGGUAGCACUUUAAAGGACCAUGGAACAGUUACCAUUCUUUUAUAUUAUCUAUAAAGUCCAUGUGUACUGUAUGUACUGUCUGUAUUAAUACAGGAAUCAGUAACUGACUUUUCUAUGUCAGUCUGUGUCAGCACAGUGAACACUGUACAACUUGGACAGACCUAAGUAUCAAACCUUUUAGGGGAAAUCCUAAAGCAUACAUGCUAAAGCUGAGAUUUAGGAUAUCCCAGGAAUUUCUGCAGAUGUAAACUCAUCAUUAAUGUACACCAUAAUAUAUAUAGUUAUUUGGUCAUUAUAGUUGGAAUUAUAGGCUAGUUACCAUGUUUUAAUGACUUAAUUGGGAUAUUCAAGGCUAAUAUUAGUUGUUUGGUGGACCAAUAUCACAAAGUGUGUGUGUGGAUGCUUUCAGCCAUGUAAGGCUUUCUGGAUGUAAAUCCACAUGCGGUUCUGUGCUUACAGAAGAGGCACACAGAAGGCUUUCACCUUUUUCAGUUUCUUGUAUAUUGCAUAUAUAGUUGCAUCACACAUUGUGUGUUUUGUGCUUAGUUUUAACCAACUUUUAGGCAACUAUGAAAAUAAAAAAAGAAAAUCUGGGCUAUUUUAUUUGUGUUGCAUCUUCCCCAAUAUGUUUCAUUUCUUAUUUAAGUGUGCGUGUCCUAACCAAAGUUACAUUUGAACAUGUAAAUUCAUAAAGCUUUAGGGAGUUGUGCUCUUUCUUUAUUUACUGUGUUACAAUGCUGCUAAAAUUCUAUAUUACACACACACACCAAACUGUAGGGAGUAUGUGUAGCUCAGACGUUGCUGCAUUUACAUAACAGAAAAAUGCCUUGCACAGUUGGGGAGGGGGGGGGGGGGGGGGG
Messenger RNA from Pseudophryne corroboree (corroboree frog), 9164 nucleotides. RefSeq names its product yippee like 2 (gene YPEL2). The transcript is spliced from 5 exons. Lineage: Eukaryota; Metazoa; Chordata; Amphibia; Anura; Myobatrachidae. The coding region runs from base 457 to 816 and encodes 119 amino acids. The record is from RefSeq and is a predicted model, not a curated record.